Molecule: messenger RNA, 719 nt
Organism: Triticum dicoccoides
Lineage: Eukaryota; Viridiplantae; Streptophyta; Magnoliopsida; Poales; Poaceae
Product: gibberellin-regulated protein 2-like
Exons: 3
Coding region: 120-494 (124 amino acids)
Source: RefSeq, a predicted model, not a curated record
GCCUCGUGGAUCCAUCUCUCUCGGGUCUAGCUAAAAACCCUCGCAAACCAAACCCCUGCCACUUGCAACACACACUUACAACGCUUGCAGAGCUCCAGCUCGACCUCUAGCUAGCAUCCAUGGCGCAGCCUCUCACUCGCCGCCGUCUCCUCCUUCCUCCUCCUCUGCUUCUGCUGAUGCUCCUCCUCGCUCUCGCCGCCCACCAUCAGGCCGCCGCCGCUUCCGACCCACCGGUGACCCACGGCGGCAUGCGAGCCAGCGGCACCAGGUCCCUGCUCCAGCAGCAGCCGCCUCCUCCCAGGCUAGACUGCCCCAAGGUGUGCGCGGGCCGGUGCGCCAACAGCUGGAGGAAGGAGAUGUGCAACGACAAGUGCAACGUCUGCUGCCAGCGCUGCAACUGCGUGCCCCCCGGCACCGGCCAGGACACCCGCCACAUCUGCCCCUGCUACGACACCAUGACCAACCCGCACAACGGCAAGCUCAAGUGCCCCUAGGCAUCACAUCAUCUUCAGAGGCAUAUGCUCCGUCUCAUGCGUCUCCCCUGCCAUGUUCUACUAGCUAGCUCUAGUACUCUAGCAUGUACUAUUUGAUGUGAUCUUCAGCUACAUUCCAUAAGCUCAGAGUGUCGCACUCACACAUGUAGUGUUGAGUUGCAUUGCAGCCUCCUCAUUCUCACUCAACCAUGAUGAUGAUGAUUUCCUGGUAAUUAAUUUCCUGCA